Cephus cinctus (wheat stem sawfly) is the source of this 3819-nucleotide messenger RNA. Its product is annotated as WD repeat-containing protein 75. NCBI's taxonomy places the organism in Eukaryota, Metazoa, Arthropoda, Insecta, Hymenoptera, Cephidae. Gene Ontology annotation, molecular function: protein binding; RNA binding. The transcript is spliced from 15 exons. The record is from RefSeq and is a predicted model, not a curated record. Gene Ontology annotation, biological process: positive regulation of rRNA processing; positive regulation of transcription by RNA polymerase I. Gene Ontology annotation, cellular component: nucleolus. Bases 299 to 2839 code for a protein of 846 amino acids.
CAAGUGUGUAAUGACAGUAGCAAAGUAGUAUAAUUUAAAGUAUUUACAGUAACUGUCUAAAUUAAUUCUAUUUAAAUUGAGUAAUCAAUUAUAUGAACUGUCUAUAUAAGGAAGAUAGAGCAUUAAGUGCAAUUGAGUGAUAUUUAGUUGGAGCAACAGCAUGUAGUAUGUAUGUGCACGUGUCGGCAUCAUCCACAUGGUCUAAUCAAAGCUAACCUAUAAGCUUGAAAACUUAUGCCGUUACUAUUUAUGGUGUUAAGUUUGCAGCCGUAUUAUUGUAUUUUCAAUUUUGUGGAAAAUGCGAUCAAAAUUGUCUUACCCUUCUAAAGGGCAAAAUACGUCAAAGGACGAGUUAAAUUUAAUGGUAAAAAGGAUUGGUGGUGGCAGCAUUAUUGACCGUCGACCUUUAUUUUCUCACAACGGAGAGAUUCUUUAUGUCGUAUGGAAGCAAGUGAUUCGCGCAUUUAGUACACAGACUGGAGACUUUGUACGCGAAUUUGAAUCGAUAGAAGGAAAAAUUGCAGGGAUUGCUUCAUGUUCUCAUAGCUUAAGUACAAUAAUAGGAUGUUCCGAUAUUGGGGAACUUAUUUUUUGGAACUGCUACAAUGGUCUUAUUAUCAAGAGAUAUGCAUUAAAUAUUACUGAUGCUGAUAUUACAGUACGAACAUUUCACAUUUUGAAUUAUAAAACAGAGAAAGAUCUUGAUGUUAAGAAAGUGCUUGUGACUUAUGUGGUAAAAGCAUUUAAUAGGAUUCGUAUUGUUUUAUUUGAUUUGGAGACUGGAAUUCGUAUAGAGCAUACAAAUAUCUUAAAAACGGAUGAUAAUUAUUACGUUGAUAUAAUUGGUAAUCAGAAACAAAAUUUAAUAGCUCUUGCCCAAGGUCGCAAACUUCACAUAUUGAAUCCAGCCAAAAAACUAACAGGGACACUACAUAAGACAGGAAGACUGUUAACAUGUGUUGCUGGCCAUCCUGAGGAAGACUACGUAGCAACGGGUGAUUUCAGUGGUCGUGUUCUGGUAUGGAAAGAUGUACAGCAAAGCAAUCCAAUCCAGGGUACUUACCAUUGGCAUACGUUGCCAGUGACAGAAAUCGUUUUUAGUAUUUCCGGUGGACAUUUUUACACCGGUGGUGGAGAAUGUGUACUUGUUAAGUGGACUCUUACCAAUCCGCAGCAUAAAUCAUUUCUGCCUCGAUUACCAGCACCGAUCAAACAUUUAACAAUUGCUCCAGACAAUCAAUACGUAGCUAUUUCUACAUUAGAUAAUGGUAUAAUUGUGUCAAAUCCUCAACGAAAACUCUCAGCUGUAAUACAAAACUUUACAUGGGGUGUAGCACCAUGUCAUACAAAUUUAUUUCCUGCAGGACUUACUGUUGAUCCUAGGACAAAUAGUCUUGUUCUUAAUAGUCGGACAGGUCAUGUACAGUUUUAUAAUGUCCACACAAAAACUUUACUAUAUAAUGUUAAUAUAACUGGUCAGAAUUUAUUGAGUCAAGAAAGAAAUACUGUCAUUGUAAAUACAGAAGUGACAAAAAUUGCUUUGAAUCACGAUGGAACCUGGAUGGUCACUGCCGAGCAUCGUGAUGACAAAGUAUCCGCUGUCGAAGUUCGUUUGAAGUUUUGGCAAUUUGAUUUAGAAAAGCAAUUGUAUACACUGAACACAUCCAUUGAAUUACCUCAUGACAAUGGAGUAAACGCUCUACAGUUUCAACCAUUAAUGUCAUUCGACAAUGAAAAUUCGUUAGUAGUAACUACGGGUCAGGAUAAAAAAUUUAAACUGUGGACUUUAGCAGAAUCUUCAUCGAUAUACAAAAAGACAAGACACUGGCAGUGUCACAGUGUUGGUUUAUACAGAGACUUCAGUGCCACUGAUGCAGGUUUUUCCAUGGAUGGUUCUCUAUUGGGUGUUGGAUUUGGGUCAAGCUUAACUAUCUGGAUUCCUGAGACAAACGAAUUAAAGUGCAGCCUCACACACAGUCGCUACUCCGCAGCGAUCAAACGGAUAGAGUUUGGAAGAUACGAUGCCUGCCAUUUAGUUGUUGUUGGAUCAGCACAGUACAUAGCAGUAUGGAAUCUUUUGACUCUUUCAGUAAUAUGGAGCGUCCCAUUAAAACUUGCGACUCUUUGUUCAGAUCCGAAUUCCAUUUAUAUGGCAGCGUUCACAGCCGACGCUACACUUUAUGUAUUUACGCCGCAAUCGUCGCAACCUGUCUACACAAAAAGAAACGUCCUUCCUAGAGGCAAUUCAGUCCUAGGUUCUAGCUUCGUACCACAUCUGAGAGAGAAAUGUGAUAGUUGGUUAAAACAAUGGCAGCGAAAGUCUCAAUUGUUCUUCCUAGAUUCCAAUCAGGAGCUUCUGACACUAGAAUCAGAAGCCGAAGCCAAUGUGUCCUUGGAUAAUUUAUCCCUGCGAGGAAAUAUCUCUGCGACAGCCUUCAGUGCACUUAUAGCAUCCAAGAAAGUGUCCGACAGGGAAAAGGAAAGUCCUGUCAUACACGAAUAUCUUGGUAUACAAGGAAAAGGAGUAACAGAUGAGUUACUCAGCGUAUCGUCUCACACGUUACCGCCAAUAAGGAUGCUCAGUGCACCAUUUAUUCUUUCCCUGAUACCACAUGCCGGAAGCAACAAGCAGCUUGAAAACAAAUCCAGUGAAAACAUGGACGUCCCUGUUGAUUCUGGGAACGAGACCGACGACGACGAUGAUGACGUUCCUACCGUUCGAGAGCCUUCCCCAAGAAUUAUGAAUAACGAAGAAAACGACACGUCGACUUCUCAACAAUUAAUUAAUUAUGACUGGUCUUUUCUCUCGAUGAUACUUCCAAGUAAAGGCGAUGUCUGAACUUACGCAUCAAACAAAAUUGUAUAUGAUGCAACAACUGGUGAUGCCGUCUUUUGAGGUAAAUGGUAUCAACUGCGGGAUACUAUGUCUUACAAAUUUCAUUUUACUCAACUACUGGACAGAAACAAACAUUUUAUUUUUAUUUAGUUCAUUAUUGACUUGUGGCAAUGAAUACAAGGAUGAUAAUUUCAGUGUCGCACUGUAAUAACAUUGUAAUAAGGUUAUUAUGCUAGAACUUUAUGUAUGUACAGUAGAUAAAUAUAUAAUUUUUCUUAAAAUGGCCGUGGAAUCUUAUCAAGCGUUCCGGAUAGAUCCACAAGCUUGUUUAAAACUGUAUCAGUGCCGUCUGUAUACGCGUAUUUAGCGUAGAUACUCGAGUCGCUAAAAAUUUGCUUCAAGACAACAACUUCCAGUAAUAUCGUUAGAAGGUUGGUGGUGCUACUUCAAUGUCAUUGGAGGAUAAAUAUUUUUUCAACAUAUUAACAUAGCAUUGUACAAUCCGUUUCUCAUUUUGACGACAAAAUUCGUUUUCUGUGCUGAGAUAGAGAAAUUGCAUGACGUCAUGGGCAGGUGGAUAAUAUCGAAUGACAGAAAAGACAAAUCUUAUCCUUUGGAUUAAUUUAAGAGUCUUGCAUUAAAUUUUGAAAAAGUAUUAAUAUUACAGGUGCGAAUACGAUUUUAAAUCUGAUGGUUAACGCGAUCUAAAGUCUAUAGUAUAUCCACACGAGUACAGAGCGAUAACAUUAAUAGCAUCAAAACAUCAAAAAUCAUCAAAAUUUAUUGUGUUGUAGGAAGUCUACACAGUGAAAUCUGUUUGCACUGGUAAAACCCAAACAAAGCCUUGAUGUAUAUUGAGAUAUUUUAAUAAGAUUAAGGUAUAUUAAUUUUAAUUCUUAAUUAUCAGCGAACUUUCGUAUACCUAAAUAGCCUCAAACUCUUAGUUAUAGGGAUACCGAUUAAAAGUUUUUUUAAAAACGGUA